Molecule: messenger RNA, 2127 nt
Organism: Diachasma alloeum
Lineage: Eukaryota; Metazoa; Arthropoda; Insecta; Hymenoptera; Braconidae
Gene: Syn2
Product: gamma-1-syntrophin
Exons: 10
Coding region: 362-1897 (511 amino acids)
Cellular component (GO): intracellular anatomical structure; dystrophin-associated glycoprotein complex
Molecular function (GO): structural molecule activity; protein binding
Source: RefSeq, a predicted model, not a curated record
CGCAGGGCGAGAGGAGCGUCACGAUGAAUAGAUCGUUCUCGCUGCUCCAAAUGUCGCUUUGACAGUUGACGGGUUGUAGAAUUCCCAGUGACACCGGAUGAGGUGCUCUAGAAUUACGUGCUACAGUUAUCAAACAGACGCCAGCCUCGAGAAUCGAUAGGCGGGUCUGAGAAUUAAAAAAAAACAAUCAUCAAGACUCAGGGAUGAAUAAAGAGUCGUAGAAAGUAAAUACAAGGGAGGGAAAAAUGUUGGUUACGAGGUGCAUUUGUGUCGGGAAGUCACUCGAGUCCCUUCUCGAAACUAUGCGCUAUUUCUGGAUUACGACGGGUGCAUCAGGUCGCUAUUUUGUAUAGAUAAAAUAAUGAGAAUCAACGCGACGAAGAUGAGUACUCCGAUCGAGGAGAAGAUUGAUCAGAAACUCAAGGUCCGGACGGGCAUGGUUACUGUCAGCGAUGGCAAGAGCAAACCGGUACCCAUGCGAUUGCAUUUGUCGAUGGAAGUGCUCAAGCUACAGCGGGAAGAUUUAGAGCAGGCAGCGAAUCACAACAAGCCGCCGCUGGACGCUAAAGAGCGAAUGGUGCAGAUAACACGUCAAAAAGUUGGUGGACUUGGUCUGAGUAUCAAGGGCGGUGCUGAGCACAAACUGCCAGUGCUCAUAUCACGAAUAUACAAGAGUCAAGCGGCAGACCAGUGCGGUCAAUUGUUUGUUGGAGAUGCAAUUAUCAAAGUAAAUGGUGAAUACAUAACAGCCUGCAAUCACGACGACGCUGUAAAUAUCCUCCGUAACGCCGGCGACAUCGUAGUUCUGACAGUGAAGCAUUACCGUGCAGCAAAGCCAUUUCUCCAAAAGAACGAAAAAGAGGAGAAAUUGGAUAACGCAGCGAACGGUGAUGACGAGGAGGAGUGGGUGUCCCCCAAUAGACGAUCUGGCAGUCCUCAGAGUGGACACAGUAGACAUGGAUCGAACACGUCCUCAUCGUCGACCCACUUGAAGAAAUGGGUCGACGUCAUCACAGUACCUUUAAUGAUGGCUUAUGUCACAAGAUACAUAUUUGGGACUGACAAGCUGAGGAGAAAUGCAUUUGAAGUGAGGGGACUCAAUGGGGCGAGAACGGGGGUUAUUCACUGCGAUGAUAGUGCUAUACUCAGUCAGUGGCUCAAGUACAUCACUGACAACAUCACAGGGCUUACGCAUUUGCAGAUGAAACUCUACAAUCGUAAUUUCGGGGUCGGCGAACGCAUAGAGUACAUGGGAUGGGUGAACGAGGCAGUUAGCAACAGUAACCAGCCCUGGCAGAGUUACAGACCGAGAUUUCUCGCUCUCAAGGGCCCCGAUCUCCUGCUCUUCGAAACACCACCUUGCAAUAUUGGAGAUUGGUCUCGUUGUGCACUUACGUUUAAAGUUUACCAGACGAUGUUUCGAGUGAUGAGAGAGUCGGAGAAUGUCGACGAGAGACAGCAUUGCUUUUUAGCACAGAGUCCUGGAAAACCACCGCGUUACUUGAGUGUGGAAACGAGGCAGGAACUGUUGAGAGUCGAGGCUGCAUGGCACACGGCUGUUUGCUCUGCUGUUACACAUUUGAAGAGCAAAACUUUCCCAGUAACUUUCAGCGGAAGAACCGCGGGGCUGACACUUGAAUGGACCCAAGGAUUUACGUUAUCCUACGAGGGCCUCGGCGAAGUAGCCUGGAGAUACAAAUUUUCACAGUUACGUGGAUCAAGUGACGACGGUAAGAGCAGGUUAAAACUGCACUUUCAAGAGUUGGACAGUAUAGCUAUAGAGACGAAGGAAUUGGAAUGCUCCCAACUGCAAAACCUACUGUUUUGCAUGCACGCUUUCCUCACAGCCAAAGUCGCCGCUGUCGAUCCAACAUUCUUGACAUCAACCACUCCAUAGGAGCAUUGAGAGAAUAAUUGUGCUGAUUAGGUGACAAUUAGACGAAAAAAAAUACUCGAGAAUUGGGCAAAAUAAUUUAUGAAAAUCUCCUGCAGAGAAACAUUCGCUGAAAUCAUUCUUUGAAAUUCUAUUGACAGAAUUGUAAUAGAGAAUGCACUAACUCUAGUCUGAAUAAUGAGAUUUUUGCUAGAAUUAUUGCUUUCUCAAAAUUAAAAUUGUUUCAAAAGUAA